AUAUUGGCGGUAAUGGCGUAUACAAGACAUCACCGUGAAUUAGAAAACACUAAAGAAGAAUUCUUAAGACGAACAAAGCAAACCAUCAAUGACUGUAUACGUUUAUCAGCCACAGAUAACCUUGAAGCAGAAACCAUUGACAGCAUUGUUUUAAGAAUCGAGCGCGUUGAAAGAAAUCUUGUCAGAGGCAUUGGCGUUGUGUUGUCACAAGAAGAAACUGGGCCAAUUUUAGAAGAGACUCGGGAAAUGCUGAAAGAUUUUGAGCAGCUAAGGGAGGCAUCAGGUUUAGGUCAUUCUAGCUAUAGACCUGGAAAGAUCAGACUUGGCAGAUGUGGAGCUCCAAGAUACGACGUGUCCAUGGAACAAUUAGAAUUCUUG
Saccostrea cuccullata (small rock oyster) is the source of this 378-nucleotide messenger RNA. RefSeq lists its product as uncharacterized. NCBI's taxonomy places the organism in Eukaryota, Metazoa, Mollusca, Bivalvia, Ostreida, Ostreidae. The transcript is spliced from 3 exons. The annotation marks the transcript as partial. The record is from RefSeq and is a predicted model, not a curated record.